AUAACUUUAGAGCCACACAUAGUAAGUGGGGUAAAGUGAUUUUUCUUUUAGUGACUUUUUUCGCAACAGAAUGGAAAAAUUUUAUAUUUUCCUCGCUUUGUCUCUCAUGUUUGUUCUUCAAGCCUCGUGCAGAGACUGCACUACCCAUUCGUGCUUACGUAGGCUGUAUAAUUCUAGAGUUACCUGGGCAGAAUAUUGGACAAGACCCUUGGGCUCAGGUUGGUGGUCAUCGCGGAGGAAGCGUAGCUUUGACUAUCACCUCCACCAUGCAGGAGUAGUCGUUACUGUCGAGAACGGAGACCGAUGGUUGAUCCACAAGGGGUCGAAUUAUGGCGAUUCGUCUGACACAGUUAUUACAGAUGCUGCUUACAUGAGCAGCAGAUGGAGACUGUGGAGCAGGAAUUAUUCUAGGUCGGUCAGGCACUGUAGGUACACAGUGAACAUGUUCAUGCAGCAUGCCCUGGUAUCGACACCCUACAAUCUGAUUGGGGCUAACUGCCAGACAGCAGCAAACGGCAUGUGGGCGCUGGUAGAGAGUUGUCAACACAGAAACUGAUAACAUGGAAACAUUCUUACUUCAGUUAGACGGAAGCUCACGAGCUACUAUGAUGAAGAUAAAAAACGACAGCAAAUGCACGCCUUUUAUGUAAAGUUCGACAGGAGGAAAUAACAGCUAUUUUUAUUGAUUAUUUUUAUAACUUAAUGAUGCAGUUGCGAUUCUUCAUUUCUAUUUCUCUUCCACUGUAAUAGCCCUUGUGGCUUCAUCCACUAAAUGUUUAGCAUGGCACCAAUACUUCCCAUCAUCUUCUGUCCCAGAAGAUAUAUUCACAUCUUCGCUAGCCAAGGGCUUCUGAUGCGCUACUCUCCUCAUAAGCCCUUGGCAUACGGUGUUAAAAAAAGUUGGGAUUUUUUUCUCAAGUUGUGAUUGGAGUUGAUCGACAUCGUUCGGCCAAUCAGCAAUUGUUUUUUGUAAAUGACGAUAUUUGCGUUCUUGACUCUUUAAUAUCGGUAAUGCAAGUAAACAAUGAUCCGUAUGAUAACAUGCCAUUCUAUGAAUAGCAAUAUGGUGUCAUCCAAUUUCUAAAGCAACGUGCAAAAUAUGUGAUUAAGUAUCUAUACUGAAGAUGUAGAUUUGCAUUUUUACAUGUUUAAAUAUUAAAUUAACAUAACUCAAUACCUUCUUGUUAAUUAUUCCACAGGAGUUCGCAUACCUAUCAAUUUUACCGAAAUUUUCAGUAAAUAUAAAAAAUACG
This is a messenger RNA of Saccostrea echinata, 1253 nucleotides long. RefSeq lists its product as uncharacterized. Bases 71 to 556 code for a protein of 161 amino acids. The transcript has 3 exons. NCBI's taxonomy places the organism in Eukaryota, Metazoa, Mollusca, Bivalvia, Ostreida, Ostreidae. The record is from RefSeq and is a predicted model, not a curated record.